This is a messenger RNA of Ochotona curzoniae (black-lipped pika), 2799 nucleotides long. RefSeq names its product SPT20 homolog, SAGA complex component (gene SUPT20H). The coding region runs from base 173 to 2620 and encodes 815 amino acids. The transcript has 25 exons. The record is from RefSeq and is a predicted model, not a curated record. NCBI's taxonomy places the organism in Eukaryota, Metazoa, Chordata, Mammalia, Lagomorpha, Ochotonidae. Gene Ontology annotation, cellular component: SAGA complex. Gene Ontology annotation, molecular function: transcription coregulator activity. Gene Ontology annotation, biological process: regulation of transcription by RNA polymerase II.
UUUGGCGUCGCCCGACGGGCGAGUGGGCGUUGAGGCGCGGAGCUGGGGAGCCUUCCGAGGUCCGGCGGGUCUGCGUCAGCGCAGUACUUUUUAUCAGAUCGAGAUGGUCCUCACCCUGUCUCCUCAGUGCCCAUAAGUUUCUCUUCUUUCUGGACUCAUACUUUACGCCACGAUGCAGCAAGCUUUGGAACAAGCUUUGGAUCGUGCAGAGUAUGUCAUUGAAAGUGCCCGACAGAGACCUCCUAAAAGGAAAUACCUGUCUAGUGGAAGAAAAUCUAUAUUUCAAAAGCUUUAUGAUUUGUAUGUUGAAGAAUGUGAGAAAGAGCCUGAGGUUAAGAAAAUAAGAAGAAAUGUGAACUUGUUGGAGAAGCUUGUUAUGCAAGAAUCUUUGUCAUGCUUAGUGGUCAACCUGUAUCCAGGAAAUGAAGGAUAUUCUCUGAUGCUCAGGGGAAAAAAUGGAUCAGAUUCUGAGACCAUCCGACUACCUUAUGAAGAAGGGGACUUGCUUGAAUACUUGGAUGCAGAAGAAUUACCUCCUAUCCUGGUUGAUCUGCUAGAAAAAUCUCAGGUUAACAUUUUUCACUGUGGAUGUGUCAUAGCGGAAAUACGUGACUAUAGGCAGUCCAGUAACAUGAAACCUCCUGGCUACCAAAGUAGGCACAUUCUCUUACGUCCAACAAUGCAGACUUUAAUCUGUGAUGUGCAUUCAAUAACAAGUGAUAACCAUAAAUGGACCCAGGAAGACAAACUUUUACUUGAGAGCCAGCUGAUCCUUGCGACAGCUGAACCACUGUGUCUUGAUCCAUCCAUAGCUGUAACUUGCACCGCAAACAGACUGCUUUAUAACAGACAAAAGAUGAACACACGUCCAAUGAAACGAUGUUUCAAGAGGUAUUCCAGGUCCUCUCUGAACCGGCAGCAGGAUCUGUCUCAUGGUCCUCCACCUCCUCAGCUGAGAUUACUUGAUUUCUUACAGAAAAGAAAGGAAAGAAAAGCAGGUCAGCAUUAUGACCUCAAAAUUUCAAAAGCAGGAAAUUGUGUAGAUAUGUGGAAACGGAGUCCAUGUAAUUUGGCCAUACCUUCUGAAGUGGAUGUGGAGAAAUAUGCUAAGGUAGAAAAGUCCAUUAAAUCUGAUGAUUCACAACCAACUGUCUGGCCGGCCCAUGAUGUAAAAGAUGAUUAUGUAUUUGAAUGUGAAGCUGGUAAUCAGUAUCAGAAAACGAAGCUGACCAUCUUGCAGUCACUUGGUGAUCCCCUCUACUAUGGUAAAAUACAGCCAUAUAAAACAGAUGAAGAAAGUGACAGCCAGAUGUCUCCCUCCCACUGCUCCACAGAUGAUCAUUCAAAUUGGUUUAUUAUUGGAUCAAAGACAGAUGCUGAAAGGGUGGUCAAUCAGUACCAGGAAUUGAUCCAGAAUGAAGCCAAAUGUCCAGUCAAGAUGUCUCACAGUUCCAGUGGCUCAGCCAGUCUGAGUCAGCUCUCUCCAGGGAAAGAGACAGAACAACCCGAGACCGUGUCAGUUCAGUCAUCAGUAUUGGGCAAAGGGGUAAAACAUCGACCUCCACCUAUAAAACUUCCUUCAAGCUCAGGAAAUAGUUCCUCAGGUAACUAUUUUACACCACAGCAGGCAAGCAGUUUUCUUAAAUCUCCAACUCCUCCUCCUUCUUCUUCUAAGCCACGAAGUCUUUCUCGCAAGUCUUCCGUGGACCUCAGCCAAGUUAACAUGCUUUCUCCAGCUGCCCUGUCACCUGCCAGCUCAUCACAAAGAUCUGGAACUCCUAAGCCAUCUACUCCUACACCAACCCCUUCAUCGGCCCCACACCCUCCUGAUGCUCAGAGUUCAACUCCUAGUGCCCCUUCAACCACCCCUACUCCCCAAGAUUCAGGCUUCACCCCUCAGCCCACUUUGUUAACUCAGUUUGCUCAGCAGCAAAGGUCUCUGAGCCAGGCGAUGCCUGUAACGACCACUCCUCUCUCCACCAUGGUAACCUCUGUAACUCCAGGAGCCACAGCCACCCAGGUCACGGCAAACUCUGCUGCACUUAACUUCAUCAACGUAGUGGGCUCUGUUUGUGGGGCUCAGACUUUGAUGAGUGGUUCAAACUCCAUGCUGGGCUGUAGUGCUGGUGCCAUAACUCCUGCAGGAAUCAACUUGAGUGGCCUUCUCCCCUCAGCAGGUCUGCUACCAAAUGCACUGCCCACUGCAGUGCCCACAGCUUCUCAAGCAGGUGUUCCAUUUGGUUUAAAAAAUACGUCAAAUCUCAGGCCCUUAAAUCUGCUCCAGCUUCCAGGUGGGUCGCUCAUCCUGAACACCCAGCAGCAGCAGCAGCAGCUCUCGCCAUUUCCACCGCAGAUGCCUCCGCAGCCUACCACUGCUAGUCCACAGCAGCCCGGGGAGCAGGGUUCUGAACAGGGUUCAACCAGUCAAGAACAGGCCUUACCUGCUCAGCAGGCUGCUGUUAUUAACCUUACUGGAGUAGGAAACUUUAUGCAGUCCCAGGCAGCUGCAGUUGCGAUUCUUGCAGCAUCAAAUGGCUAUGGCAGCGGCAGCGGCACCAGCACCAGCACAAACAGCUCAGCUACAUCAGCAGCAGCAUACAGGCAGCCAGUCAAAAAGUAACAUGAAGAGAGGCACGUCUACCACUGCAAAAUUCUGAGUCUUUUUUUUCCCUAAAAAGGAGCAAAAGGAUUGUGUUUCUACUUUUUUUAUGUGUAUUUUACACUGAUAGAUGUACAAACUUUAUACAAAAGCACAGCCCUAUGAUUUUUUAAAAAUAAAAACAAGGAAAUGGUUUAACA